Molecule: messenger RNA, 1966 nt
Organism: Rhizophagus irregularis DAOM 181602=DAOM 197198
Lineage: Eukaryota; Fungi; Glomeromycota; Glomeromycetes; Glomerales; Glomeraceae
Molecular function (GO): protein binding
Source: RefSeq, a predicted model, not a curated record
UUAUUUUGAAAACAAAAAAAAAGCUUAUCAAAAAACUCAAUUAAUCAAAAAUAUGUGAUACUAUGGCGUGGUAAAUUUUUUAAAAAUUGACAAUGUAAUUAACAAGUGAGACCUCAUUAAAUUUAUUUAAACGACCGUUCUUUGUGCUCUUUUUUUUUUUAAAAAAAAAAUGGAUACAAAAUUUUACGACGAUCUUUCACAUGAUUUUUUGUUAAUGAUGAAUGAUGCAGAAGAUUAUAAUGUGAUUAUUCAAACCGGAGAAGACCCAAACAUAAAAGAAUUUCGUGCACAUUCAAAUGUCUUAAGAGCUCGUUCACCUUAUUUUAAGAGCGCGCUUUCGACAAAAUCUAUUACUAAAAAUAAUAAUAUGAUUGAAUUUAAAAAACCUAAUAUUCGUCCUACCGCUUUUGAAAUAAUUCUCAAGUAUAUUUAUACAGGUGAAAUGGAUUUAUCCAAUCAUUCAGGAGAAGAUAUUCUUGGAGUUGUAGUCGCGUCGGAUGAACUACUUCCCGAGAAAUAUUUUAAAUAUGCUCAAGACCAUUUAAUUGGAAAACAAGCAAAUUGGAUCAAGCAAAAUUUUAUUCUUAUUCUCCAUACAGUCUUCAAACUUCCUAGUUGUAAGAAAUUGCUAGAUUAUUGUGUCAACUCCAUCUGCGCAAAUCCACAACCAUUUAUUACUUCAAAGGACUUUCCAUCACUUGACAAGGAUAUUUUUUAUGAAUUACUCAAACGAGAAGAUUUGCGAAUUGAAGAGGCAGUCGCUUGGGAAUCUUUAAUUAAAUGGAGUAUUGAACAAACUCCUGGUUUAGGAAGUAAGAAUGACGAUAAAACUAAAUGGAACGACAAUAAUUAUAAAGCAUUAAAAAGAACGCUAAGUCAUUUUCUUCCUCUAAUUCGAUUUGUGGAAAUUUCUCAUGCUGAUUUUUAUGAUAAAGUUCGUCCCUAUAAAGCUGUUAUCCCUGAAAAUAUUUACGAGGAGAUUUCCGAAUUCUAUUAUAAAAAUACUUUACCAAAAACUACAACUUUUCCUCCACGAAAAUUAAAGGUCCGAAUUGAAUCAAAACUUAUUAGACUAAAACUUGCUAGUAUAAUUGCUGGCUGGAUCGAAGGAACAGAUGGAAAUUACUUAUCAUAUAAGUACAAUUUUGAUCUUCUUUAUCGUGGUAGUAAGGAUGGGAUUAAUACUAACACAUUUCGAACUAAAUGUAAUGAUCAAGGUCCAUGUUUAGUAUUAGUCAAAUCUCAACAAUCAACAAAAAUUUAUGGAGGAUACAAUCCACUUCAGUUUACAAAUGAUAGCGGACAAUGGAAAUAUACACAUGAAAGUUUUAUAUUUUCUUUUGAAAGUGGCAAAGAUAUUCAAGAUAUGAAAAUAAGUCGCGUGAAUAGCGCUAGUUAUGCAAUAUACGAGUGUUCCAAUUAUGGAUUUAGUUUUGGAAAUACUUUUUAUAUGAAUAGCGAUCAUAAAAUAUAUUUCAAUAAUAACCAAGGCUAUUAUGAUGAUAAAUUUAAUAAUAUUAGAAGUCCAUACGUAAAUCAAAAUGACAGUUUUGUUCCAAAGGAAAUUGAAGUAUUUAAAUUAACUAAAGCUUCGUGAGAUAGUUAAUAUUGUAUAUAAAAAAAAUAACGUUAUUUAUAUAGGAUUUUUACACCCGAUUCUCGUUAAUAAAGAAUUGCUAUCAAAGUUUAACCAAUAUAUGAUAUUGCAAUUUAUUUUCUGACAUCUUUUUCCAGUACCAAAAUUAGUAAAUUUAUGCGCCACAUUUCCAAAAUUCUGGUCGGUUUCAUUCAUACAAUAUAUAAAGCGAAGCAACUCAUUUCAAAGAUAAUAAUUACUUACCAGGUUUUCCAUAAACAAAUAAGAAAUAUGAAUUUUAUCAUAAAGUAAAAUAUUUAAAUAAAUUUAUAAUUAUGAUACUUAAGUUCUAUAAUAACCCAAAAAUUAAUUAUUGUUAUCCUAUGUUCG